This is a messenger RNA of Symbiodinium sp. CCMP2456, 1110 nucleotides long. The record is from the annotation of a GenBank genome assembly. Lineage: Eukaryota; Dinophyceae; Suessiales; Symbiodiniaceae.
AUGUGGGGGCACAGCGAGGUGCAAAAGUUCGCUGAGAAGCACAGUCUCAGCGAGCUCGCAAAGGCGGAUCUGAAGAAGAUGUUCGAUGGCGUAGUCACAAAAAGUCGAAAGCGGGUCACCGUGCGGGUGCCUGCGACCACGGCGAACAUGGGACCAGGCUUCGACUGCGCUGGCAUGGCGCUUGAUGUUUGGAACGAGCUGACCGUCGAGCGUGCCCCACACUUCGCUAUGGAGAUAGAGGGCGAAGGCGCACACCUGUUGCCCCGGGACAAGUCCAACUUAGUGGUGAAGGGCGUGGAAGCGGCCUACAAGUUCAUCGACCAAGAGGUGCCAACGCUUCGAUAUUACACGCUGAAUCGCAUCCCUUUUGCCAAAGGGAUGGGCUCCUCCUCAGCGGCCAUCGUGUCCGGGAUCCUGGCUGGGUUGGCCCUGGCAGGCUUUAACCUCCAGGUGAAAAACGAGGAGGAGCUUUUACAGAUCGCGACCAACAUAGAAGGCCAUCCAGACAACGUUGCUCCCUGCAUCUACGGAGGCUUCCAACUUGGGAUCCACAACGGCAAGCGCUGGUGGACGGACCGAGUAACAAUGCCACAUGGGCUGAUGUGCGUCGUUUUCUGCCCAGAUCACGCGACCGAGACCAGCGAGGCCCGGUUGCUUCUGAAGGAGCAGAUCGCCCUCAAGGAUGCGAUCUUCAACUGUGGGCGCGUGGCCGUGCUGGUGGCAGCUUUUGCUACCGGCAACAUGGAUUGGCUUCGACAUGGUACAGAGGAUGCCCUGCACCAAGAGCAGCGUGCGCCGAUCCAUCCUCACCUCAAGCCCUUGAUUCGGGCUGCCUUGGAUGCUGGUGCUCAGGGAGCGUGCUUGUCCGGCGCAGGCCCGGCCGUGAUCGCUUUUACCAGCGGUCGCUGUGGUGAUGUGAUUGCGCAGAACGCCUCGGAGCGCGAGGAGUUCAACGUAGCGGAAGCCUUGCUGUCAGCGGCCGACGCCAUUGGCUGUCCGGGGCACGUGCUCAUCACAAAGCCGGUCGAGCACGGCGGAUACAUCGUGUCGGAAACCAAAGUUUCGGACCCGGACAGCAGGGAAAGCCGUAUCCACUAUGUUCAAGAUUGA